UUCACUGACAAUCCGUGUCAAGUGUCAGAAAAGAAAACAUAACCUGUCUUCUCUCUAAUGUCUUUCUUUACUAAAUUAGUAUCCAGUUCGAUAUAAGAAACAAAGAAUUAUAUGUAACAAUAAGUAUAAUUUGACAUCAACUACCAAAAAUGACAACGCGCAGACCAGUAUCUUGGUUUUUAACUGAUAAGGGCCGACAGUUUUCUUUUGCUUUAAUAACAGGCACCGGUCUAGCAUGUACACUGGCAAAAUUUGGACCACAUACAUUCUUUUUAGAAAAGUACAAAGAGUAUGUGCAUUAUUACAAUGAGGGGCAACCAGCACAAUUAUCCCAGGAACUUCGUGAUAGAUACUCCAAAUGUCUUGAUAUCCUUAAGCUGCCAGAUAUUCAAAGAAAAUUAAUUGCUCCAUUCAGUGUUUUUGGAUAUGACUUGUUUCAUGCGGGUAGUAUUAAUUCAAAAUUUGGGGUAGCUGUUGGUAUACCUGUUAAUUUUACCUACAAAUCCUUGGAAGAUUUGGAGAAAGAUAAUAUCAUGGUAAAUCAAAAACCAGUUGACUGGACAUCAGAAACAGGAAAAAAAUUGGCUGAUGCUCUAAUACUUCCAGAGAAAGUACAGGAGUUUGCAAUUUGUAGAGAAAUAAUGAUGACACAAAACAACAAAGUUAUUUAUGAAUCAGCAUAUCCAUUUGCAUGCUUAUUUUUUGCUUACAAUGCUUCCUUAUACCUCAACAAGAGAUUGAACUUAUAUAUGGCACCACCUCUUGCUAGAGGGGUCUUGUACUCAAUAAUUGGCAUGUUUUCAACUGGUGUCUAUUUUCUCAUGAAAGAUAUGACUGAAGUUCAUUAUGAAUCCGACACUGAUAAGCGAUUGUGUGAGUUAGGUCCUGAAUAUGUUGAGUAUGGAAAAAUAUUUUAUGAAAAAAUAUUACAGAGAAACCAAGCUCUCAGAGAAUUAAUGGGGAGUGAAGGGGAAAAGAAGUAUAGUAAACUAGGGAACGAAAAUUUUGGAAUCAGGCAACCCCGAAUUGCGUUAAUUCAUAGGAAACAGUUCUUUGAAAAUAAAUUGAAAGAAUUACAAGGUUUAACUGAUCCUGAAAUCGCAGAAUAAGUCGCUGAGUUGUAAAUGUAUUUAUAAUUUGUUUUAGUGUUAAAUGUCCAAAAUAGUAAAUAGUAUAUAAUAAAUGUUAAA
Trichoplusia ni (cabbage looper) is the source of this 1190-nucleotide messenger RNA. Its product is annotated as transmembrane protein 177-like. The record is from RefSeq and is a predicted model, not a curated record. The coding region runs from base 150 to 1109 and encodes 319 amino acids. Lineage: Eukaryota; Metazoa; Arthropoda; Insecta; Lepidoptera; Noctuidae. The transcript is spliced from 4 exons.